Sorex fumeus (smoky shrew) is the source of this 666-nucleotide messenger RNA. Its product is annotated as AP-3 complex subunit sigma-1-like. The transcript has 4 exons. The record is from RefSeq and is a predicted model, not a curated record. Bases 1 to 666 code for a protein of 221 amino acids. Lineage: Eukaryota; Metazoa; Chordata; Mammalia; Eulipotyphla; Soricidae. Gene Ontology annotation, cellular component: intracellular membrane-bounded organelle. Gene Ontology annotation, biological process: protein transport; vesicle-mediated transport.
AUGGUCUCCGACUUCAAGGUGGAAGGGGUGGCCCUUACCAGUGGCAAAGUGGAGAUGAUCCUGCAGAGAACACGUGCCCCGUGCCUGCCGCAAAUGCCGCACCGCUGUGCUUACAUGUGGGACCUGCGGGGUCACUAUGGUCACAGCUAUGGUGGCAGCCUGCACGAGGGCCCACUGAGUCAGCCCGGCUUAGCCAUCAUCAAGGCGAUUCUCAUCUUCAACAACCACGGGAAGCCACGGAUCUCCAAGUUCUACCAGCCCUACCGUGAAGAUACACGACAGCAGAUCAUCAGGGAGACAUUCCAUUUGGUAUCGAAGAGAGAUGAAAAUGUUUGCGAUUUCCUAGAAGGAGGAUUGUUGAUCGGAGGAUCUGACAACGAACUGAUGUAUAGACAUGGAACAUUGUAUUUUGUUUUCUGUGUAGAUUCUUCUGAAAGUGAACUUCGCAUUCUAGACUUAAUUCAGAUCACUGUGGAGACCAAUAUGAACGAAAUUUUCACACAAAUCGAUACACAAAAUAAACUGGAGAAAUCUGAGGCUGGCUUAGCAGGAGCUCCAGUCCGUGCCGUAUCAGCUGUAAAGAUUAUGAAUCUUCCUGAGAUCCUAAGAAAUAUAAACAUUGGUGACAUCAGUAUUCAAGUGCCAAACCUGCCCUCUUUUAAAUAA